Alexandromys fortis (reed vole) is the source of this 3160-nucleotide messenger RNA. Its product is annotated as 40S ribosomal protein S23-like. Gene Ontology annotation, cellular component: ribosome; cytosolic small ribosomal subunit. The record is from RefSeq and is a predicted model, not a curated record. Lineage: Eukaryota; Metazoa; Chordata; Mammalia; Rodentia; Cricetidae. The transcript has a single exon. Gene Ontology annotation, molecular function: structural constituent of ribosome. Gene Ontology annotation, biological process: translation. The coding region runs from base 104 to 661 and encodes 185 amino acids.
GAAAUAAGAGAUGGAGAAAUACGUAAGUGUUCUGGCGUAGGAAAAGAUGUUAGUUUAAGGCAGGGGAAUUAUAAGAAAAAAGGAAAAUAUUGUUAAAAUUAAGAUGGUGUUUUCUCUCGGGCCCUCGGUGCCAGCAAGAUGGGCGUGUUGUGGUCUCCGUACCACCAGGAAGCUCUGCAGCCACCGGCGGGACCAGGAGUGGCAGAAUAAACAGUGGAAGAAAGCCCACUUGGGCACAGCCCUUAAGGCCAAUCCUUUUGGAGGUGCCUCUCAGGCCAAGGGAAUUGUGCUGGAAAAAGUAUGGGUUGAAACCAAACAGCCAAAUUCUGCUAUCAGGAAGUGUGUCAGGGUGCAGCUCAUCAAGAACGGCAAGAAAAUCACAGCUUUUGUGCCCAAUGAUGGUUGCUUGAACUUCAUUGAGGAAAACGAUGAAGUUCUGGUUGCUGGAUUUGGUCGAAAGAGUCAUGCUGUAGGUGAUGUUCAUGGAGUCCGCUUUAAGGUUGUUAAAGUCGCCAACGUGUCUCUUUUGGCCCUGUACAAAGGCAAGAAGACCAAGAUCCUAAAUUUUGACAGUGGAAUCACAGUAAUAAAUUUUUAUAUUCUGAAAAGAAAAAUAAAGUUAAGAUGGCUAAAGGAGUUUGCUGCCUUGGGACCUUGUUAGAAUGACUGACAGGUUGAACAUUCCUUUUUCUUUACCAUCUCAUACCCAUUCAAAAUGUGUGAUUAGACUUAGGAGUAUGUAUUCCAGAAUGUAAGGCAUUCUGGAAACCCUUAUUGAAGAUAUUUAGGUAUAUAAUACCUGAUCUUAGCUCCUAAGAGUAUUUUAAACUAGCAUGAUGAUAUGAUAGUGGGGUAGUAACCACACAAAUGAGUAAAGCUGAUAAAAGGGAAAACAUUUGUCUUUGUUGCACUUACUAUAUAGAAAUGGAAGAUAGAUAAAUAAAACUUGAGUAAAAGACACAAAGAAUAAGAACUCUUUUAAGUAGAAAGUCAGGGAAGACCUUAUGAAGAAUGUGCUGCCUGAGAAUGUGAAGAAGCAAACCAUUAUUCAGGUGCCUGAGCAGGACAAAGAACAACUAGAAAUGUCCCAGAGGCCUGAACAGUUACCAAAAAAAUAAAUAAAUAAAAUCCUGAAAAAUAGUUUGUUUACUGUACUUCCAGAACAGAAGUCAUAGCUAUUAUGCGUGUCAGACGGGUGAGGAGCAGUACUUGGUUGGAAUAGUUUUUUUCUUUUUUCUUUUCUUUUCUUUUUUUCUUUUUUUUUUUUUUUUUUUUUUUGAUUUUUGAGACAGGGUUUCUCUGUAGCUUUUUGAAGCCUGUCCUGGAACUAGCUCUUGUAGACCAGGCUGGCCUCGAACUCACAGAGAUCCGCCUGCCUCUGUCUCCCGAGUGGCUGGGUGGAAUAGUUUUUUCUAAUAAGAGCUUGAAGGAUUAAGGAAUGGCUCAGUUAAGCAUAAAAACCUGAGUUCAAUCUCCAGAAUCUUCAUAGAAAAAGCCAGGUGCAGUGUUCAUAUACCUGAAAUCCUAGUGCUUGAGGGUCAUCUUGGCCAGCUAGACUACCAGAAUCAGUAAGCUCUAGACUCAUUGAGAGACCCUAUCUCAAAACUUUGGGUGGAGGGACUGGAGAGAUUACUCAGUGGAUAGGAAAUGGUUGAGGACCUGAGUUCAAACCCUCACUUCAACACCCAGAGGCCAGUUGAAUGGGCAUUCUAGAGAAUGUGGGCCUUGCAGAGUAUCCUAGAACUAUGGAGCCCUGUCAGAAUAUCACUUUCUAAGGUAACAAAACUAAUGCAGGUAAUCAGGUGUCAAAGUAACUGAGAUUCAAAGGAAAACUGCAAAAACAUUCCAAGACUUGAUUUGUCCCCUGGAAAGCUAGGGCUAUACAUUUUAAUUCUUUAUACCCCACAUAGAACCCUACUGAGAGUAAGUAAAGACCGUCAGGAGACAUUAGAAGAUUAGAUUAGACGAGAAGAUUAGCAAAAUGUAUGACUGUGUAUAACUGACUUUUUAAAAUUUCAGAAUUUUAGCUUAGGAAAAAUUCUUUGUUUGAGCAAUGUAUGUGAGUUUGAUAAUGUGAUUGGAAAUAGAGUGGUACUAAGACUCUGAAAGGAGGGGGUACUGGAGAGAUGGCUCAGCAGUUAAGACAACUGAAGACCUGGGUUCAACUGCUAAUACCCAUAUGGCAGCUCACAGCUGUCUGUAACUCCAGUUCCAGGAGAUCUGACACCAAUGCACUUAAAAUAAAGUUAAAUAAAUUUUUAAAAAAGAUUAUGAAAGGAACUGAAAAUAUAUUAGAAGGACUCUUUCCUAGGGAAGAUAGUUUUUCCUGCUCUUCUGUUUUCCUGGUUGCCCGUAGUUGUCUAGUAUUGAGACCCUUUCCGUGUUAGCAUGUUCAUUGGUGUUGUUCAGGUCUUAUUUGAUGAAACUUCAUGGGUCUGUAGCCUCUCUGCAUUUCUAGAAGUCACAGUUUUAGUAAACUUCCUACUUCUCUGUAUUUUACGAUCUUUCUUCCUUCUAUUGUGAUAUGAUCCCCUGAGUCUUUGGUACAGGAAUUGUUUUUACAGAUGUAUCAGUUUAGAUUGGUCACCUCAUGAUCUCUUCUGCAUUUUCAUUGGUUGUAGUUUUCUAUAUGGUCUCUGUCUGUUACAAAGAUAAAUUUCUUUGAUUAAGGGUGAGAAUUAAAUCUGUUUGUGAGUAUAAGGACAAAUAUGUAGCACAUAAUUAGGAAUUGGAAGAGCCCUCUUGAUUGGUUAUUUAAUACCAAGUAAUUAUCCCUGAGAUCAUAGACAUUCAGCCAGCAUUAUAUGGACUGAGCAUGUAGUAUUUAUAUGUUUAGGACACACAUACUCGUGCCUGAGUGUGUGUGCACACAUAACAAUGAUUAAAGAGACCAUAAAUCUGAGUUCAAGGGGGAAUGUAUGGAAGGAAUCAGAAAGGGAAGAGAGGAAAUAAUAUAGAAACUAUUACAAGUAAAUUUAAAAAAUAUAUAUAGGAGGUUUUUUUGGACUAGUUUUAUUCAAGAUGGACUAACACAGGAGAGAAAAUAAAGCGAAGUUCUCAGAGAGAUUAGUUUUGAGGUGCAGUCUUAAAGCACAGUUGUUUGUUUCUAUGUGUGAAGCCACUCUGAAUUUUAGUUAGAAAGAAAUAAUAUAUAUGAAGA